This is a messenger RNA of Rhizophagus irregularis DAOM 181602=DAOM 197198, 658 nucleotides long. RefSeq lists its product as uncharacterized. The record is from RefSeq and is a predicted model, not a curated record. NCBI's taxonomy places the organism in Eukaryota, Fungi, Glomeromycota, Glomeromycetes, Glomerales, Glomeraceae.
GAUUACACCCCCGCUUAAAACACAUAUUAGUUCCAGGGCUAGAUACUUAUCCUCCGCAGAUUACAAAGAUAUCAUGCAAUAUCGUGAUAUGAAGUCUAAACCUUUAGCUCAGCUAAGUAAAAAAUAUAAUAUAUCGAAUAGUCGCUUAUAUCAAAUUUGGAGAGGACAAGAGUUUAAUAGCAUUCAAUGGAAUGAUUUAGCAGUCACAUCAAGUAUGAAUGUUAUAAAUAAACAGAAUGAAGAGCACCAAGCUGAAAGAGAUUUUCAAAAUAAAUUUAAUACUGCCUUUACAGCACUGGAAAACAAGAUACACGAUGCUGAAAUUAGCAAAUCUACUGAUCCGGUUUCAGAAGAAAGUGCAGGUAGUAAGGCAAAAAAGACUGGAGGAAAGAAACGAUCCCAAGGGGGUCAAUCAAUACCUGGAACAAAAAAAGAAAUUAUUUCGCCUACUGACUCCUCUGAAGAUGUCUUGGAUUUGUAUAAGAGAACUGAUAAUACUUUAGAAAAAAUUAAAGCAUCAGGUCGUCCUCUUAUUUCCAAAUAAUUAUUCGUCCUAUUCAAUCUGACUGCGCGAACUAUUAUAGUAUUCUAUGAUUUCCAAAUUCGAUUGAAUGCUAGAAAAUAAUGCCUUUUCGAGCUCUUUCAUACGAAUUGCCAU